Messenger RNA from Schistosoma margrebowiei, 3111 nucleotides. NCBI's taxonomy places the organism in Eukaryota, Metazoa, Platyhelminthes, Trematoda, Strigeidida, Schistosomatidae. The record is from the annotation of a GenBank genome assembly.
CAAGAAACGCUUGAUAUUGACCAUUUGACAGCGAACAUUGAUUCUAUCCAAAUUCUUCCGUUUCACAAUCAAGUAUAGUACUGGACAACCCAUAUACGUAUCAAAAGGUAUAAUCAAGUCACUAUUUGGAUUGAGGCAGUUUAAGGAUUAGAGAACAGGCGCGCAAGUAUAAAAAUGGCGCUCGUAGGGCCGAAGUGCUCGGUAGUCCUUCUUCUUCUCAGCGUUUGGGGGAUAUUGAUGCUCUGGGUGUUCAUUUGUAAUGAAUUGGCUGUAAUUUAUAAUGGUUGGCACGAAUCAGUUAUAAUCACAUACUUUAAUGUUCUCCAUUUUAAAACCUGUUAAAUAAGAUGGGCCAAGAGUCACCUUUUUGUCAAAUUCGUUUCUAUAUGGAAACUGAGGAAAAAGCCGGUGAUUUUAGUUUUCAGUUCUUUAAUUCACGAUAAUCCUACUGUCAGUCUAAAAGUUUAAGUGAACUAUAUAAACCUAAAAAUCUUCAUGAUGUCUACAUUUUGUUGCAAAUGCUGGAGCUCAACAAACGGGCGUUUUAUUCUUAAGUUAAGUGAUAUUUCAACAAUCUAUCCAUUCAUGUGAAGUGUAACUUGUUUAAUUUCAUUAUCAAAAACCGAAUAUACAAAAUACAGUACCUCGAUUUAUCGAUUUUUGAGUUCGUACAUAACUAUAUCCCGUAAGUGGGGAAUAUUUCCCUCUUUACAAACGACAAGGUUUUAGUUUUAUAUUACUUCUCAGCCCAUAACCUGGAUUCCUUAAGUUCUUUGAGUUGGCUAGUUUUCUGUGUGAUCUUUAUUGAUUACCACCACCCUUACCUGUGCAUAUUUUCUUUUCCUCAAAAAUCCUCGUGACUAAAACCACACCUACAGUAUCUUGGGCUUCUGAUGCAGUUACAUGUACGAACAAUACAGGCAUCCGCAAUAGUUCUAACGCACUAGAACAGGAUACUUAGUUGCACGUUGUGUCUUCUGAACCAUAUCCUUUAAUCCCUAGUAUCUCAAAUUGUCAAUGCACGGUAUAUUUCCGACAUGGAUAUACAAAAUUCAAAUGUAGCCAUGCACCGCGUGUAGUACUUAGCACAUAGGUCCCGUAAGAUUCACCAUGUGGUUUGGAAUUUUGUGACGCAUUCGUCUGAGGACAUGUACCUGAUUAUUCAUAAGGGAUUCUUAUUCUAAGUAAUAAACCUGUUACAAAAUUCCAUCUAAUUCAUGUGUUUACGUUUAAAACUGCGAGAUUAAAUUUACUUGUUUACCUUUCCUUCUAUGAACCAAUUCUCUCUCCCUAUAUCAUGUCCUUAUAUGCAGUCUUUUUCCAUAUAUCAUAACCAUUAAAGUAACUGCUUCUAUGGAUUUAAUGUUCAUCUUGUGCCAAUGAGGUAUGCCGAUUUGGGCCAAUGCAUAUAUGUGCUUGGUCUUACGUUUUAGAUAACUGACUGACUUAAAGGAGCAUUCCAUUGUAAAAUGAGGUUACUGAAAGUGUAUUUCUAAAGUCUGCUUAAGCGGUCUUAUUGAAAUAAUGUAAUUUAUUGUUACGAUUUGUUAGAAAAACGACCUGUAUAAAACUAGUGGAUAUUAACAAACUUUUCAAACUAUUGAUACUCAAAAUUUGUCAGAACAUGGGCACGACUAAUAAAGAAGCUGUGUCCAUUGACGAUUUGGAUCUUGUUAAAGUCUUCAGUAAGUUACUCGUUAUACCUUUUCUUGGUAAACUAAUAUAGAUGAACACCAUAGACAAUUAGAUUUACAUACUGUUUUAACUGCACUCUUAAAAAUAGUGAUAUUGUCUGACUUUCCAGAUCGAAAUAGCUAAAACGACAUCCAAACCACUGUCCAGUAGUUGAAACUCAAGUGUUCUAACCACUAAGAUACUCUCUACUUUGCCAUUGAAACAUGUAACUAAAAAUUUCAAUAGGUAAGUGCUGAGUGUCCUUAUUAUGUAAGUAGACAUACAAUCCAGUGACCAUGCUAAAACCACUGACGUUGUCGCAGUCAUACAUAGCCCACACUACAAGCUCUGAUCAGACAUAUUACUUCUGGAACUUCGUAAAAUAUUUCUUUAUCUAAUCAAUGGAGUAUUUAUAGUUUGUGCUUUACUCUAUGGGUAGAUGAGAAAUUAUACGUAGUCAUCACUCAACGUUAUCAGUAAAAUAAAAGGAGCGUGAAUUAGACAAGCUUAAAAGCAUAAUUAUCGUUGCAUUUUGUCCCAAGCGUCGAGCAAUUUGUAUCACAAAUCCACCGUUAUCACUUGUCCACAGGAAAGGUAAACACAAUGUAAAGCUCUCACAUCAAACUUUAGAUAUAAAUCUGUUGGGUCACUAAAAUUUUACUACCAUGCCUUGUGACCAGGAUAUAAUACCUGCUUCUAUACAAUGAGAAAGCUUAACUUCCCAGCACUUUAUUUCAUAGUGGUGGAAGCCUCAAAAAAGCAGAUUUAUUUUUGGUUGAGAUUUUAAAAGUUAGAUAUUUUAGUACCUUAAGUGUGUGUACUGCUAAUACCGUCAUCUUUUUAUUGAAUACUUUAUUUUUCCUGCAGUCAGAUAUAACCAUUAUUCUGCCUUAUAAUGUUCUAAUGCAUUGGAAUAAUUUAUGGUCAUUUACUAGUAUCAGGACUUUAUAUAGAUUUUCUAUUAGUCGGUAGUUCUAACCCUAUCUUGUCUGAUUGUUUUGUUUACAGCUUCUUAUGGGUGUUUUUGCACGCGUAAACUCAGUCGCAUUCUCUGAAGAUAUACCACUAAAUGAAACAGCUUGGGCUGCUAGUGGCUAUGCUCCCUUACAUGUAGAGGAAGCUUAUGUAAUGGUGUCAAAUAACUGUUUUAUAGCUGCUGGGAUCUACGUCGUCCUGCUAAUAUUUUCAGGUGUUCAAUACUAUUUCAAUAAACGAGCUAACUACUUAGCGCAUUAAAGCCAACUAUUCCAUUUACAUAUGCAUAAUAUUUACCAUUUUUGUAAAAUCCUUUCUAAAUUAGAGUGAUUGGUCUACGAAGCUUAGCCGACAAGUGAAGCCCUUAACAUGUAAUUCCUAACCAAUAAACUGUGUCAAAUUGUACUAAUUAUGUAGAUUGCUAUCGUACUCGUUAAUUGUUUGAAAGAUUACUUACGAUAA